GUAGGCAUGGCUCAGAACGUUGUGAGUUUCUCGAAGUUCAAUUGGGUUGGGUUUGAUAUGGAUCACACCCUCGUCAGAUACAGACUUCCCGAGCUCUAUCGUCUCGUCUACUCUUGUCUGUCUCGUUUCAUGGUCGAGGAGAAAUCCUACGAUCGGUCGUUGCUCGAUCCUAUCGAUAAAAAUCGUCACAUGAUGCAGAAAGGAGUUAUACUGGACGGAGUGCAAGGCAAUUUCCUGAAGUUGGCCGCAAACGGUUACAUAUUGCGAGCUUAUCACGGCACCCGGUUGUUAUCCGGGGACGAGAUCGCACGUGGGUAUGGGACAUCCCGGAUAUGGAAGCAUCACGGUGUAUUGCGAGAUACCGUCAAACAGAUUGAGAAUCAUUGGUUUUUUGACACAUAUUUUAGUCUGCCAGGAAUCGUUUUAGCCGCUCGACUCAUUGAUGUAUUAGAAGACAAGACGACCCUAAACUGGACCGCCAUCUGGAAGGAUAUCGUUCAAGCUUUUGUUCUCGUUUUCGAUCAUCCCAAUUUUAAGAAUGGUGUUAGUAGAUAUUUUUCUGAAUUGAAACGAAGUACCGGUGACUACGUAUAUCCGAUCAGCGACAGACUGAAAUGUUGGUUGAGAGACCUGAAAUCAAUUGGUGUCCACCUGUUCCUUAUGACCAGCUCGCAUAUCGAUUAUUCUCGAUUGUUACUCAAUUACUCAUUUGGUUCUGGAUGGGAGGACAUAUUUGACCUCAUCAUAGUCGAUGCAAAGAAACCGGGAUUCUUUACCGACAAGAAUCCAUUCUAUUUGAUCGAUUCGAAUGAUGACAUCAUCAAAGAUCCGAUAACUGACCUUCAACGUGGCAUUGUGUACGCACAGGGAAGUGAAGCUGCUCUUAGGAAAUUCUUUAGUAGAGUUGCCGGUGUUGAUGCUCCCAGUAUCCUUUAUGUUGGGGAUAGCAUCCGUUCGGAUAUUUUUCCUCCAACAAAAUUUGAUGGUUGGCAGACAGUUGCCAUUGUUGAAGAAAUGGCCAAUGAGAACAUCUGGGAUUUAGAGAUCUUGGAGUCAAAUGAUGAGCCACCGAUCAAGAAACAGAGGAAGGAAGAGGUCAAGGAAGAUCCCGUACUGAUCUCAGAUCUCUGGGGAGAUUUCUUACAAGACGAGAUACAAAAUGAUGACCAGUCUGAGCCGAAACAAUGCAAGACGUUCUGGGGUGAUGUUCUGGCAAAGUACAGUAGCUUGGCUGUGCCGUAUCUCGACGUUCUAUCUCAAUUUCCUGUCGAUGCCAAAUUGGCUCAAGUUCAUUCUUUUUAGCAAACUUAGCAGUGACUUGAGAGGACACGAUGAUUAACUUAUUGAUUUCUUGUGACAUAUUGGCAACGUGUCUGAGUGUUUCAAUUGGUUCUUACCCAUGUAAUUGACUAUCGUAAUAGCAUGCCACAGUUUGGCUUAUGAUCAUUACAUUUCAAAC
Messenger RNA from Corticium candelabrum, 1459 nucleotides. RefSeq names its product 5'-nucleotidase domain-containing protein 1-like. NCBI's taxonomy places the organism in Eukaryota, Metazoa, Porifera, Homoscleromorpha, Homosclerophorida, Plakinidae. The record is from RefSeq and is a predicted model, not a curated record. The transcript has a single exon. Bases 7 to 1302 code for a protein of 431 amino acids. Gene Ontology annotation, molecular function: 5'-nucleotidase activity.